Messenger RNA from Giardia duodenalis, 4437 nucleotides. Its product is annotated as putative ATP-dependent RNA helicase DHR1. The coding region runs from base 1 to 4437 and encodes 1478 amino acids. Lineage: Eukaryota; Fornicata; Diplomonadida; Hexamitidae. Gene Ontology annotation, cellular component: intracellular anatomical structure. Gene Ontology annotation, molecular function: RNA binding. The record is from RefSeq and is a predicted model, not a curated record. The transcript has a single exon.
AUGCCAAAAUCUCGUAAAGAGCGCAUGGAGGCGCGUAUAUUGCGCAUGAAACAGAAUAGAGAGCGUCAGGGAGAGUACAUAGCCCAGAUGAAUGCCAUCAAACUCACUGACGAGCAGAAGGCCUUAAUGAAGUCGACAAAGCAUUUCGGACAAAAGCCAGCCAAAAAAGACCAGCUCCGUGAAGACUUAACCCGGGAGCGCGUCGGUCUAAAACCUAUACAUAUGCAUUUAUAUCGAGAGGUCGUCGUGGAUGACAAUCUCUUUUGUGAGACUUCUCUUACCCUGCCCAACUCUUUAUCCAAUACACUGUCUGAGCCACUUGAUAACGUUAACAUUAGGGAGCCUGCACCUAAACUAGGUCCUGAACUACACAACUCAGAACCAGAACCAGAUGCAAAUGCAAAUGCAGAAUUAGAAGCAAGCAAUCAACAGGCACAUGCGACCAAGGUAGUGUAUGAUGCUCAAGGAGAUGUUGUUGAGAUUGAAGGGCUGCCAGCAGAUCUUUACCCAGAGCUCAUUAUAGACUCCUUGUUGCACAACGACGACGUUGCCUUCCCCCGCUUUUCUAGAGUCGAUACUAUUGAAGCCGAGCGAGCAAAUCUGCCCUCUUUUGGCAUGCAGUAUUCUUUUCUCGAGCUACUGGGGAAGACAGAUGUCCUGUUGAUCAAGGGCUCGACUGGCUCUGGAAAAUCGACCCAGAUACCUCAGUUUCUUCUAGAGGGUGGAUACUCAUCUCUUGCAUAUCCUUAUAUGAUGGCUGGAGCUUCCUGUCUUAAGCCCCAAAGGGACGCGCGGUAUGGCUAUGGGGGAAAGAUUGUUGUGACCCAGCCACGACGCAUUGCAGCUAUUGGUGUAAGCAGUCGCAUUGCAGAGGAGCUUGGACAAGCUGUUGGGGACACUGCAGGCUAUGUUAUCAAGCAAAACAGUCGUGUCGACAACGGCGGAAAAGACAGCACCAGAGUGGUAUUUGUAACAGAGGGUGUUUUACUCAAGAUGAUAGAGGCAGAUUUUUUGGUGUCUGACACGUCUAUCAUCAUACUGGACGAAGCCCAUGAGCGCACCAUUAACCUAGAUCUGCUUAUAGGAUUAUUAGGAAGGAUAUGUGCUGCCAGACGAUCUCUCUUUAACAACUGGUUGGCGAAAUAUAAAGAUUUAAUUCUCAAUCUAACUUCCCAGUACACUAACUUCUGCUCUGAGCCUAACUCACAGAAAUCUAGAAAUGGAAGGGUGUUUGGGGACGUUGGAGGGGGAGAUGCCCUGGCUGCACAGCGAUAUUAUGAAAAGGAUAGGGACGCAGAACAAGAAGAGCAGGAUGAAGAUGAAGAUGAGGAUGACGAAGGGGAGAAUGAAGAAGACGAAGAAGAUAGCGAAGAUCCAGAUACUAGUAAUGAAUCUAUAUCAUGUCGUGAGACAACUGACUUGUCAAAGCUUACAUUCCAGCGCUCUCGGUCGUUCUUUCAAGCAGCAUUCUCGGAAAAGGAGGACCUAUCGCUGCCUGAGUACUUUGACUCAAAAGAAUAUACCACCCUUUUGAAAGAGUUCGCUGUGCUGUGCCGUGAUCCGCCUCCAGCAACGCCACUAAAACUUAUAAUCAUGUCUGCCACGCUCCAUCAAAAGGAGCUUUUAGAAAACGAUGCACUGUUUCAUUGCAAACCGUUAGUAUUCGAGAUCCCUAUGCGUACAUAUCCUGUUGCCAUUCACUACGAAAUUGCGACAGAGCCCAAUUAUGUGCAAGCUGCAAUCGACAAGGCGAUUACGAUACACAAAUACUAUGAUCCAGGGUCAAUACUCAUAUUCCUAAGUGGAAAGAGAGAAAUAGAGAGGUGCAUAGAUGGCCUUAACAGUAACUUGCUCCAUAAAGGCACGCACGUGGAGAAGAAACACAAUGAUAAAGCGCUGCGUAAACACCUCCAUGACAAGCGUGCGUACAGAGACACUUUUGAUAAUACCAUAUUCGACCCAGUACAAGAUGUAAGUGAUGACGACGGAGAAGAAGGAUAUGAGUCUAAUCCUGUACUAAGAAUGCUCCAGGACUACGCUAACGAGGUCAAGGGAGAAGCACGACGAAACGAGCUAGAGGCCGCAGACCGAUCUGUAGAGCCUUCACAACCUCUAACGCAAAACAGCCCAGCGUUCACGACUAACGACGCCAUCUUCAACACAUAUAACACCGUGCUAACUUCAAAUAAGAUAUCCAGCACAGGUCAGCAACAGGAUGAACAAGAGGUUGAGCAGUUGAUAAAAGAGUUUAAGGAAUGCGAGGCGCAAAGGCACACAGGAGUCGUCAAGGCUGCACCUCCAGAACCUAUAAUCUUGCCGCUCUAUGGAACCCUUGAUAUUGUCGAACAGUCUCGAAUAUUCUCUAAAGAAUACCAAGACAAGGCUAAGCACCGUCUUAUUAUUGUGUCUACAAACGUGGCAGAAGCGUCAAUCACUAUCCCCAACAUUCGAUAUGUAGUGGACGCUGGCAAGGCAAAGGAGAAACAAGAGUACAAUGCAGUUACCGCCCUCACUGUGCAGUUCAUUUCAAAGGCAAAUGCGGACCAGCGUGCUGGACGAGCUGGGAGAACAGCGCCAGGUCACUGCUUCCGGCUGUAUUCUCCUGGCUUGUUUCAACGAAUGCACGACUUUCCUGUUCCAGAGAUCCUGCGCUUGCCUAUAACAGGGCUUAUUCUUGCAAUGCUGAAACUAGGGGCGUCAGAUGUUCGGUCCUUCCCGUUUGUGACCCACCCAGGACCUGACAGACUUGACAAGGCACUUGCAGAGCUCGUAGUGCUGGAUGCUAUUCGAGAAAGGUCGGGGACCACGACCCUUAUCGAUCUGUACACCGGAUCCUUCAUCUCUACGGAUAAAGAGAGUGGCACUAACACAAAGACCACCAAAACAAACUAUGCUCUUUCAAAGUUGGGCAACUUAAUGGCUGCAAUUCCCCUUUGUCCGAGGAUGAGCAAGCUAGUCGUCAAGUCAGUGUUGUACUUCCACAAACAGCCCACAGCCCACGGGUCCUCAUUUCUCAUAUAUGCCGUUCUUCUUGCUAGUGGCUACUACAGUCAGCUGUCCACGAUUGCGCCCAUUCGCUGGCCCGUCACAAGCGGCAGUGGGGAUGCCCUCUCAAAGCUAUUCACCAUCUGUGCUCUUCUUUGCUUCAAGGAUAAGCACUCUGCGUCGCGCUUUUGUAAGGAGUACUGUCUGCGCUAUGACGAAGCGCAUCAGGUACUUACCACCGCCAUACAGAUCUUCAAUAUCAUUAAUAUCCCCCCAUUCGAUGAUCUUUUCAAACAAGUGUAUGCGCAGGCUCCCAAUAAGGAGGUGAUAAUGUCGACUAUAAAGGUGACAACGCCGGCCACAUUUACCCCGGAGCUUAGAAUGGUCAUCAAUUGGCUUCUGAUGCAGUCCUUUCCAGACCAGCUUGCAUUCAGAGAAUCCACAGACAGCGGGAAAUAUAUCUUUCAAGGUGUGUCGGCCCGUGAACUCCUGAAAACGCCUAGUGAAUACAGGGACCUGCAAGCGGUCGACAAGAUACAGGGGAGUAACCGGUUCAACUUGACAACCCAGCAGGUAGACUUGUUCUUACAGUAUAAGCCUUACACAAACACUGGGGCCCUUUCUCACACGUCAGACAUCUAUUGCUGUGCUGAUUCCAUCCAGUCACUGCCACCUUGUGUCUUGUACACAUCGGCUAGAGUAGAACUCUACGUCAAUAAGACGCUAGAGAUGUCUGCGACCAACAUUGAAGAAAUCAAGAAGGCCCUUCGUAUCUCUGUCCACUUGGAGGGCGUUGUGGAGGUUAGCAAAGCACUCCUCUGCCAAACACAGGACUUUCUGAUCAGUCCGUGCUUCACUAUGAUGGAGCAAACCAAGCAGCGCUACGACAGACAAAAAGACAUGCUGGUUGGGGAGUCCAUGCUGCAUUAUGUGGGACUACCGUUGGUGGAUGGGAGUAGCGAAGAGCCAGCUUUCUCCAUGGGGUCCGUUCUUGUCGGAUCUUGUACAGAGCUCUAUCCGGGACGAAAGUACAUUGAUGAGCAACUGGAGGCAAAGAUGUCCCCAUGCAUCCUGAGUACACUACUAAGAUCUAUCUAUCACAGGAGGUUCCUGGCUGCAAUUCUGGCAGGAGAUAUACUACCAGAUCUUAAGUGCAUCAGCGAAAAGGUCUCUGUGGCAAUGAGGGAUCUUUCAAAUCCCCGCUGUAGGAAGUCCUCUAGAGAACUGGAUAUUGCUCUCCUCAACAUACAGGAGUGUGAAGCUUACUCCAGGACUGGAAUCAUAAAGUAUUAUGAGGCACGCUGCGCAGGCCUGGACCAAAAACAACAGGAAGAACUAAUAGGAAAUGACCGCCUAACGACGAGCAUCUCCCGCUGCUACAGGGCUGACUAUAGCAAGGCAUUUGUAGCCAUUUGGAAGAGAAAUGUUCAAUUUAUAUUAAAUGAAACCUGA